AUGGCCGCCAUCCGAGCCCCGCGGGAGAGAAAAACUACUAGACGGCGUGUUAUGGGCCUUAGUGAUGAUAGUGUUAUACGUGUUAAAGAUGCUAAACGUAGUAUAACUGAGAGGAAGGCAAAGGAAGACAAAAAAGAUGAGAGACGGGCGGUAAAAGAAUUGGAGAAAAAGUACGGUGUUCCUACCACACCACGUAUUACGGAGGCUCAAAGAGAGGCAGAGGCAGAACCGUUAUACAGCGAGUCAGGAGAGGUUAUUGGUUUCAAUGAUAAAUUCUAA
Molecule: messenger RNA, 279 nt
Organism: Penicillium angulare
Lineage: Eukaryota; Fungi; Ascomycota; Eurotiomycetes; Eurotiales; Aspergillaceae
Exons: 1
Coding region: 1-279 (92 amino acids)
Source: RefSeq, a predicted model, not a curated record